Ziziphus jujuba (common jujube) is the source of this 810-nucleotide messenger RNA. RefSeq names its product G-type lectin S-receptor-like serine/threonine-protein kinase At1g67520. The transcript has a single exon. Bases 1 to 810 code for a protein of 269 amino acids. The record is from RefSeq and is a predicted model, not a curated record. Lineage: Eukaryota; Viridiplantae; Streptophyta; Magnoliopsida; Rosales; Rhamnaceae.
AUGACCAUGAACAGCUUGCGAAGAAGAAAAAGAAUAAGUCAUUUGGUUUUCCUGUUUUUCGUUUGGCCGGUCAAAGUCCAGCUUUCGCUUGAAAGAGAUACUCCAUCUCCAAGCAACGUGUUUUCGGAGUCUGAAUACUUGGUGUCUCCAAAUAAGUUGUUCUGGUCAAUGUUCUUCAAUCCUGAGAAUUCAAGUAAUCGCUACUUGGGAAUCCAACACAUGCACACAGAAAUGAAGAUAAUUUGGGUGGCCAACCGAGAGAACCCUUUCAUUGAUAUUGAUGGCUACAGCCAUUGCUUUCUGAAUAUUACUGAAGAUGGAAGCUUGGUACUUAGUGAUGGCAACGCAACUUCUAUCACCAUUAAUUCUGAAAGCCCAGCACCAAGUUCUAACACAAGUGCCACACGUCUUAACACAGGGAAUUUCGUUUUGAGAGCGGAAGAAGAGGUGGUAUGGCAGAGUUUUGAUUAUCCUACUGAUACAAUUCUACCUGGCAUGAAGUUGGGACUGUUUGACCAGAACCUGAAGCAGAACAAGACCAGAAAGUAUUUUCUCACUUCAUGGGAUGGUCCAGGACAUCCGGCAUCUAGGAUAUUCACUCUUGGAAUCGAUCCAAACAACACAGAUCAACUUGUGAUUUGGCGAAGGGACAUUCCUUACAGGCAUAGUGGGAAGUGGAAUGGUAAAACUUUUAGCAACUUCCAUAAUAUAAAGAAUUAUGAUGGAAUCCAAUUCAGCUAUAUCCCAAAUAGGAGUGAGAGCUACUUUGCAUAUAAUGUCCAUACUCAUUAUAGCUCAUCGUGGAUCUAG